Podarcis lilfordi (Lilford's wall lizard) is the source of this 1290-nucleotide messenger RNA. Lineage: Eukaryota; Metazoa; Chordata; Lepidosauria; Squamata; Lacertidae. The record is from the annotation of a GenBank genome assembly.
CUCAUUUGCAUCCAGACUUUGCCUCUGCUCCACCUCUGAAAUUCUGCCUCUUAAAUGUGCUUAAAGAUUUCAGUGGGGCUGGGAGCUGUACUAGGGUUGAAAAGGCUGCUUGCUCCGUAAAUGCUGCUAGACCAUGGUUCUGCUAGCACCACCAGCUCUAUGGUUUCUGGGUCUUCUCUUAGCAGGUACUGGCAAUAUCCUAGAAUCUACAGAUUCAGUUCUAGACGCCUUGGCAGAGAUCUAGGUCUUAUUGCCUUGCCACAUGGAGAAUUACAGACGGACAAGGACUGCAAACUGGAUCUGCGGUUGGAUAGGGGACAAUCUCUGCAAUCCCCUCCUUGCUACUCAGAUGGAGACAUUGGGCUGGAGCCAAACCUUUCCGUUGAAAUCGGUGGAACUUAAGUUGAACUUAUCCCAUUGAUUUCUGUGCUCUGUAGACCUCUGCAGAUACCAUCUUAUCAGGAGGUCUGCUCCAUAUAACAUGGGAACAGAGCCUUUAGUGUGGUGGCACCUGCCUUUGGAAUCCCCUCUCAUUAAAUAUCAGACAGGUGCCACCUCUGUUGCCUUUUUGGUGCCUGCGGAAGACCUUCCUCUUCUAACAGGGCUUUUGGGUGGAGAUCUUUCCCAGUCCACAUCUGUCCUGGAAUUACGUUAACAUGUUUUAUUGCUUGUGUGUUUGCCGCCCUUUGAGAGGGAGGGUGGGCGACAAAUCAAAUAGAUUUCAGUGGGGCACAUGUUCAGCUAACUUAACAUGGAUCCAGCCUCUGAUGUUUGUAGAAAGCUGCAUCUCUGUGGACAGCGACGUGACCCACCUCAGGGUUAUGGAAUGAAAGACUCGAAGUUCACAGGCUCACCCAAGGGUCACCAGCAUGUUCUGGACCUGCUGUUCUGCUUUAAAAGCAACCUGCUGAUGUCUCCGUGUUGUGUUUGUGUCUUCGAACCACAGGCAAUGCAGAAGUGAUGCUGAACCAGCCUAGCUCUAAGCUGGCACCCCUAGGAAAUGUCACUCAGCUCCCCUGCACCCUGUCUGGCGACAGCAUCACAACCAUCGCAAGCCACACCAUCGUCUGGCUCCAGCGGAAGCACCAGGGCUCUCCCAAACGCAUUUUGUAUUACAAAGAUGAAUCGAACCAACAUAAAGUCUCGGGGGUCCCUGAUCGCUUUUCUGCUUUCAAAGAUGCCCAAAGCAGCACCUGCUACCUCGCUAUCUCUGGGGUCCAGGCAGAGGAUGACGGCAUCUAUUACUGCCUGACAUCGGCCGGGGGAGAAUACCACAGUGCUUUAGCUUAA